GAUGGGCACAAAGAUUGGAUAUUUUCUAUUGCAUGGAUCAGUGAUACGAUGGCUGUUUCUGGUUCCCGAGAUGGCUCAAUGGGCCUCUGGGAAGUGACGGAUGAAGUCUUGGCCAAGAGUGACGCACGGCGCAACCUGUCGCAACCUGUCCCCAUCUAUGCCCACAUCACCCACAGGGCACUGAAGGACAUCCCCAAGGAGAACACCAACCCCGCCAACUGCAAAGUCCGGGCGCUUGCUUUCAACAACAGGAACAAGGAACUGGGAGCUGUUUCUCUGGACGGAUAUUUCCACCUCUGGAAAGCAGAACACAUGCUGUCCAAGCUCCUCUCCACCAAGUUGCCCUACUGCCGGGAAAACGUGUGCCUGGCCUAUGGUCAGGAGUGGUCGGUGUACGCCGUCGGCUCUCAGGCCCACGUCUCUCUCCUGGACCCCCGACAGCCGUCCCACAAGGUCAAGUCUGUCUGCUCCAGAGAGCGAGGAAGCGGCAUCCGCUCCGUGAGCUUCUACGAACACAUCAUCACGGUGGGGACGGGCCAGGGCUCCCUGCUGUUUUACGACAUCCGAGCCCAGAGGUUCCUGGAUGAGAAACCGCCACAGAAUUUCUACGGAUCAAAAUUGGCAGGAAGUGAAAUUCUCAAACUCUCCACCGGCAAAGGUUGGCUGAAUCAUGAUGAAACCUGGAGGAAUUACUUUUCGGACAUCAGUUUCUUCCCCAACGCCGUUUACACUCACUGCUACGACUCGUCGGGCACAAAGCUUUUUGUGGCAGGAGGUCCUCUUCCUUCCGGACUCCACGGGAAUUACGCCGGCCUCUGGAGCUAAUGACGCUUUCCCCCCGGAAAAAAAAAAGGCCUCUGGAAAGCUUCUUCUUCUCCUCUCCCUCCCUCAUUCUUCAUUUUCUCUCCUUUUUUAAAAACAAAAGGAUUUGCGUGGUGGACAUUUGCGUCUUCUGGUUUUGAUGCCACUCGAGGUUUAAACAUUUUUUUUUUUUAAGGAGGGGAAACCGUCGAUCCCGUCGGGUCUCCCAGAUGUUUUUGUACAUUUUUAAAAAUGGGGUGUGUUUUUUUCCUUUUUUGGGGGUUGAUGUUGUGGUGGUUGUUGACCUGCUUUGACCUUUCUACAAUAGACUGAGGGUUGGUACCCUUUUUAUUGCGUUUCCUAAAAAUGGUGGCGUCUUCGCCCCCAAGCUUAGGCUGACCAACCGGCCCUAAGUCUCAUUUUUCUUCUCUUACUUCGCUGGGAGGUAGGAUCCCUAUAUUCGAUCGGCUGCUGCCGAGCUUUCUAUGAAAGCCCAGGGGCUGUGUGUGCGUGCGUGCGUGCGUAUGCAUAUGUGUGUACAUGUAUGUGCAGGUACUUUGUCAGUCACCUUUCCUGGAAUAAAAACAAAUCUAAUUAAAAACCGAAA
Messenger RNA from Thamnophis sirtalis, 1408 nucleotides. The record is from RefSeq and is a predicted model, not a curated record. Lineage: Eukaryota; Metazoa; Chordata; Lepidosauria; Squamata; Natricidae.